UAUUGUUUUCGUAAAAAGUGUUUCGUGUUAUGAAAUACCAGAACCGCUCGUCGAGGCUUUCAGUCCUGCCGGAUUUAGAAUAUCUAUACCACAUGAGCCGGGUGUCCAGUUCAUGGCCAUCCAGGCGAGCGUAAACGAGCCGGUGACUCCCUUGACCCCCGGUGAGUACUCCGGCGAAGUCACGAGGUCCCUGAACGGGCGCUGGACGUUCGAGAAUAAAAACGCCCGUUUGCGUCCAGGAGACGUCCUUCACUACUGGAUGUUUGUCCAGCACGAACGACUGGGGUACAGGAGAGAUGAUGAGAAAGUUACUAUAAUAGACUUAUCAUCCAGGAGUCAAAACUAUGAUACCAAUCCAACUAACACCAACAACAACAACCAGAAUUGUGAACCAUCUCUGACAACUGUAAAAGGCAUCGCAAACGUCUGCAAAGGUCAACUAAUCUUCGAGGAUAAUUUUGUGACAAAAAAACUGGACGACCAGAAAUGGCAUCAGGACUGCCACAUUCCCAGCUACGAAGAGGAUAACGAGUACGUUUCGUAUCAGGCCAGGCCUGAAAAUUUGAUAAUAAAUAAUGGACGUCUGUCGAUUUGGCCGACCAUACUAAAGGAUAAUGAUUACAUCCAAACUGGAGAAUUGAACAUGACGGAAAUUUGUGGUUGCCGUGGCACAAAACUGGGAGAGUGCUAUGGAAAGGCCAUGACUUUCAACAUCCUGCAGCCAGUCGUGUCAGCCAGCGUCAGAUCUAAAUUUAGCUUCCGCUAUGGCAAGGUACAGAUCAGAGCCAAACUGCCAAAAGGAAACUGGUUAUACCCUUUGCUCAAUCUUGAACCCCUAGACUACGAGUACGGUCCAGGGUAUCGUUCCGGAAAGAUCAGAAUUGCAUUCGCCCGCGGCAAUGACAUGCUGAUGAACCCCAAUAACGGAUACGAUUUCGGGUCGAAAGAGAUGAACGCCGGUCUGCUCUUGGGUCAAUUCAAACCCCCGAGAAAUCACUCGACCAGGACUUACCAGGAACAGAACGGCGGUCACUGGACCAGCGCCUUCCAUACAUAUGAAGUGGUAUGGACUCCAAGUAAUCUUCAAGUUAGCGUAGAUGGCAUAAACUUUGCCGUGAUUUCUCCUCCUCCUGGCGGAUUUAAGUCUGUGCAAGAUACCAGUGUGCCGAAUUUUAGAAGGUGGGACGGCGAUGAAAUGGCGCCGUUCGAUAAACAGAUGGUGAUCCGAAUGGCCCUAGCAUGUGGAGGCGUCACAGAUUUCCCCGACAACACAGUAUCCGGUGGCAAUAUUGGCCCUCCUAGACCAAAACCAUGGAGGAAUCUGGAACCUAAAGCAAUGUUGAGUUUUUGGCAAGACAUCUUGGCCUGGGAAUCAACAUGGAAACCGGAUGGAGCAUCGUUGCAAGUUGAAUUUGUAAAAGUAUGGGCAUUGUGA
Ctenocephalides felis (cat flea) is the source of this 1435-nucleotide messenger RNA. Its product is annotated as beta-1,3-glucan-binding protein-like. Gene Ontology annotation, molecular function: hydrolase activity, hydrolyzing O-glycosyl compounds; carbohydrate binding. The transcript has 9 exons. The coding region runs from base 113 to 1435 and encodes 440 amino acids. The record is from RefSeq and is a predicted model, not a curated record. Lineage: Eukaryota; Metazoa; Arthropoda; Insecta; Siphonaptera; Pulicidae. Gene Ontology annotation, biological process: carbohydrate metabolic process.